AUGUGUUAUACCUAUCGCAUCCUCGAAUCAAUGGACCCAAACAUCCAUUUAUCGAUGUUCUCUCCUGAACUGGAGAAGUGUACAUCCAGACCUGAGGUCCAGGUUCCGUCGGUCUACUGUCUUCGGCCCACUUCGUCUGAGACCACAGACAUUAUUGGAGACUCGGACGACGAUUCCUACCACGAGUAUUUCGAUGCUCUGACCGGCGAUGAGUAUGACUCGCCCAUAAAUAUAAUGGAAGAUGUUGAAGACCUUCCUCCCAAUGGAGACGAUUGGUCACAGGACGCUUGGCCCCAAGAUGACUGGGCCCAGAACGACAUUGACACCUACAACGAGGAAGACAACUCCCAGACCGAGGCGAACAACACUUCAGAAGAUAGCGGCCACCCGCUCGCUGGCUGGCAUUCCCAUCGCCUGGCAAACAGCGACUGGACUCACCACAGCUUUGUCGAUAAAACCGAUCACAUCGACAUGUGGGUGCGCCACUCGGAACGAACGUAUUCUCUGGCCAGAUGCAACUGGGUAGUAUUUCCCGAGGACGGCUGGUCAAAGCCUGAGUACUAUUCUGCUUGGGGUGCCCCGGAGGCGCCGGAGCUGAAGCUGGUCACACCGGAGGGGGAUGUUUGUUGGCUGGAUGAUUCCGUCGACUACGAGGCCUUGCCAUGGGAGAGAGAGGUUGCCGAGGAGCGGAACAGGAUGCUGGCUGCCAUUUGGUAA
Molecule: messenger RNA, 717 nt
Organism: Neurospora tetrasperma FGSC 2508
Lineage: Eukaryota; Fungi; Ascomycota; Sordariomycetes; Sordariales; Sordariaceae
Exons: 2
Coding region: 1-717 (238 amino acids)
Source: RefSeq, a predicted model, not a curated record